UUAUGGAGAAGAAACCUCGUGCCCAAUUGGAAUCUACUGCUCCAAGCUGAAGAACCAUGGGGCAUCGUCAAAUGAUUCAACAAAAACGACGAUGUCGAAAUUUCUCGCCGUUUUGGCAUCACAAACGGUUUUCAGCCAAAGUCAAGAAACCAACCGACAUGAGACUGUUACUUUCCAUUGCAUUUUAUGUAUCUGGUUUUCUAAAUUCUCACUUCAUUGCUGAUGGAUCGAUUGGUAGAGAAAUUGUGACCGCAAAUAUACAUGUUCCUCAAUUCCUGCAUCAACUGCCAUCGAACUUAAUGUUCAGUAACGAUACAGGUAGCUCUCAACUGUCUUGCUCAACAUACGGUUCAUCGCAGGUGGAAAUAGCGUGGAUUUUGAGAGACGGAUCUAUUGCAACCAGUAUUCAAGGCCUAAGGCAAAGUUUUCCUAACGGUACAUUGUACUUCCCGCCAUUCUCCGGUCAUCUGUUUCGCACUGAAGUACAUGAUACGACUUACCGCUGUAGAGUUUCUUAUCACCAUUACGUUUUGCUUAGCAAAAACGUAAAAGUGCGUGCAAUUGUUCGUCAAACAUACGAAAUUAUUAUAGAAAAGACUGAUGUAAUUCUUGGUAGCACUGCGUUCCUUCAAUGCAACAUUUCGCCUCAUGCUCGAGAAUUCGUUCAUGUAUCUGCAUGGUAUCGUGACAAAGAGAUGCUAAUUCCGGAUCGAUCCGAUUUAGGCAUGCGUUAUAUUGUAACGUCCCCGAGUGGCGACUUAUGUAUACGGAAUGUUAACAUCGAUGAUAGACAGAAGCAGUUCUCCUGCGUUUCAACUGAUGUACUGACUGGUGAAAGGAAAAUAAGCACUUCCGUAUUUCUAUCGAUAAAAGAUUACAUUCCUGAUUCUGCUCCUAUAACAAGUCAGCGAUCGGUAACCGAAAUAACAUCAGACGUGGGCCAAACUAUACAACUGCCAUGUAACGUACAAGGCAACCCUCAACCAAUAUUCACAUGGUUUCGGAUAUCAGAUUCUGGCUCACUAUAUACAGUGCCAUCAUCUCAACGAAUUAUACCGUCACAAUCAUUACUGCUCAUACGGAAAGCUGACAACAUGGAUGCAGGACGAUGGAUAUGCAAGGCAUCUAACCAGUUUGGAGAACAGAAGCUUCAAAUUCGCCUGACAAUCAACUCGGAACUAUCAGCGCACAUCAAUCCACAGAUACAGGUGAUCAAUACUGGCAGCACAGCAAAAUUUAAUUGCACUAUCGUUGGUUCGGAAAUUGGGAAAAUUGAGUGGUUUCAUAACGGACGUGCUUUAGCCACCCCCGACCGCAUGGGAAAUGAUUUCAAAAGAGUCAGUAUAACGUCCGGUACCAUCCUCACAAUAGAUAAGAUAAACAAAGAGGAUCGAGGUGUUUACCAGUGUAUAGUGUCGAAUGCGCAUAGUAGUACGGAAGCUAGUGCAGAACUCAAAAUUGGAGAAACACCUCCUGAAAUUACGCAUAGCUUUGCCGAGCAGAUCGUGCAUCCUUCGGCUUUCGUGUCUCUCAAAUGUAUGGCAUCAGGUUCACCGCAUCCACAAUUCUCAUGGAUGCUGGACUAUCAACCAAUUGUUUCAUCUGUGCAUCGUUAUACAUUUGACCAAUUUAUCGAUGGGAACGGCCAUGUGAUAACUCAUUUGAAUAUCACUCAUGUGAAUGUGGAUGAUGGUGGACUCUACACGUGUAUAGCAUCAAAUCCUAUGGGAAGCACAUUUCAGAAGGCUCGUCUGAAUGUCUACGGACCGCCGUAUGUCAGAGCUAUUGGUACUGUUAAAGCAAUAUCUGGAGAGAGUAAGGAAAUUUACUGCCCAUUUUCUGGUUAUCCAAUUGAGCACAUAAGAUGGAUGCGCAAUGGUUUAAAUAUUUCUUCAAGUAAUAACGAAAAAACAUUAACUGAGAUGCCGAAUAUAAUUUUGUUUAAAGAUUCUAGGUUUGUGGUAGCAGAUAUUAAUCAUGGAGGAACAUUGCUAAUUCAUCAAGUUGACCCACUUCAAGACAAAGGAGCUUUCACAUGUAUCGUUUCUAGUCCUAAUGGUGAUGAAGCACGUCGAGAAAUACAACUUUUGGUGAACAGCCCACCUGUAAUUGAACCGUUUUCGUUUCCAAAACAUAUCAAGGUUGGCGGAAGAGCUCAGUUAACCUGUUCAGUAUCAUCCGGUGAUAUUCCUAUUUACUUUAGCUGGAAAAAAGAUGGAAUGCUGAUUUCACCCGGAUUACAAGUAACGGAGAUCAAGGAUGAGUUUUUCACCCUUUUGAUAUUGAAGGAAAUUUCUGCGAAACAUAGCGGAAAAUACACAUGCUUUGCUCUAAAUGCUGCAGCACAAGUGAAUUAUACUGCCGAACUUCUUGUCCAAGUCCCACCGACUUGGAAACGGGAACCAAAUGACCUUUCUGUAGUCUUAGGUAACACGAUAUCAGUACCUUGUGAGGCAGAAGGAUUCCCACAGCCUCGCAUAACAUGGUUAAAAGGUCAAGGCAAGACAUCUGAACAGUUUCAUUCCAUACCAUCGAAGAACAAUUCCCUCAGUGUGAACUACGCAACACCAACAGAUGCAGGAUACUACAUGUGCGAGGCAUCUAAUGGAGUUGGCACUGAUCUUUCAAAAAUCAUUCAUCUAGAUGUGAAUGUUGCAGCUCAUUUCGACGUACCUGCUAAAAAUAUGUCUUCAAGACGAGGCGAUACAAUUACACUGGAAUGCUUGGCCUUAGGAGACGACCCUAUUGAAACUGUUUGGUCCCACAUGGACUCCCGGAUAGAUUUCAACACUUACAGAUAUAGCAUUGUUCAAAUGAAAGUUGAAAAUGGCGUUCGAUCUCAGCUAUCGAUAAGCCACACGGAACGAUAUGACUCAGGGAAAUAUGUAUGCGCAGCGGAUAAUUCAUAUGGUUCAAGUGAGCAUGUUAUCCACCUUGCCGUACAGGAACGGCCCGAUGCUCCAUCAGAUUUAGAAGUAUUGGAAGUGGGCAGUAGGCGGGUAAGACUAUCUUGGAAACGUCCAUACGAUGGAAUGUCGCCAGUGCUCAGCUAUCUAGUUCAGUAUCAACCCUUACGAAAUGUUAAAGAUUAUUCGGGAUCUAAGCUAGAUACAACGUGGGAAAAUCCAUCGGUCGUUAACAUAACACUGUCCAAAAUAAAUGAGGUCCACAACUUAGAUAGUAGCACACGAGAUGAGGCAUAUGUUAUAGGCCUUCAUCCGGCUACCCAGUACCUGAUGAGAAUGCUUGCGAUUAAUGAAAUUGAAAGUUCUUCGUACACGAAUCCCAUAGUUGUAAAAACACACGAAGAAGCGCCAGCUGAGCCUCCCAGUAAUUUGAAAAUAAAGCCUGGAAGAAGGGGUGAGCUAGUUGUGACAUGGCAUGUUCCUAACAGAAAUUCGUGGAACGGCGAACUAUUAGGCUAUACAAUAAGCUGUGUCGAGGAAAAGCAAAAUAUUAACUAUAUAGAAAACACCAAUGGAACAAAUUUAACAUUUACUGCAAAUGGUUGGGCAACAACGAAAAUGUCAAUAGCAGAUUUGAAGAAGUUCACAAGAUACGCUGUUAAGAUACGGACUUUCAAUAGUAUGUCGUCUGGACCUUGGAGUCCAAUAACUUAUGGCACUACACUAGAAGACAUCCCCGAAGCACCUCCUCAGAACGUCACAUGCAAAAGUCUAUCAUCCCAGAGUAUCAAAAUAUUCUGGCAAGAGCCUCCUCUUCAAUAUCACAACGGAGUACUACGAGGUUAUAAAGUAUUGUUCCGGCCACUAACUAGCAACAAUGAGUUUAUACUUCCAUACGAUAUCAAGCGGACAUCCAAUUUGGAAACUUAUCUACAAGCUCUUUUUAAAGCAACAAACUAUUCAAUACAAGUGCUAAGUUUUACUUUAUCAGGAGAUGGAAUGGCUAGCACUCCAAUUUAUUGCGCAACGGAAGAAGACGUACCCGACCCACCUGCUGGUGUUAAGGCCCUUACAUUGACAGCAGAUUCUAUUUUGGUAUCUUGGAUGAAACCGUAUCAUACUAACGGAAUCAUUUCUCACUAUACAAUUUUCUAUAAAGAGAAUGGAAAAAUUGGUCCUGCUAAAAGUUACUUUGUGCGUAUUGAUGAAAAAAGUCCAUUACUACAAGAGGUGCGAGGAUUGAUAGAGAAUCGAAAGUACGACUUUUGGGUAACGGCAUCGACAUCAAAAGGAGAAGGUGAAGCAACUAACGUUAUUUCACAAACCACAAGUACUCGAGCCCCGGCAAAAAUAGCGUCGUUUUCACAAACAAUCAAAGCUGCAGUGAGAUCCACUAUUUCUUUAGAGUGCAAUGCCGUUGGAAAUCCCACACCAAGAACACGUUGGAUCACAAAUGAUCAACCAGUAACGUUUAGCCCGUAUUAUGCUAUUUCCCAAGGGUUUUUGAAGAUACAUAGCGUUGAGCCUAAUCUGUCUGGAAAUUAUACGUGCUCGGCAAAAAAUCUGUUUGGUGAGGACGAGAUAUCAUAUACGCUAAUAGUAUUGCAAACGCCGAACAUAACGCUACUUUCCAAACAAUAUGCUUCUCAUGAUAGCAUUAGUAUAAUAUGGGAAACCGGAAAUGACAGUGGGGCACCAAUACAAGGCUAUAAUCUGUUCUAUCGACCAGCGUCUGGUAAUUGGAUUAGCAUACCAAUCUCAUCCGAUCAAAACACACAUGUAGUCAAUAACCUGAAAUGUGGGUUUCAGUAUAUUUUUAAAAUUAAUGCCCAUAAUAAAGUUGGAGUCGGACCUUCAACAGAUGAACUUAUAGUUUGGACCAAAGGCAAAGCACCACAAAUACCGGAAGAAGGAGAUCUUAUAUCUACAAAUUCAACCUGUCUUAAUUUGAAGCUUAGUGCUUGGUACAACGGGGGCUGCCCAAUCUCCCAUUUUUCGAUCGAAUAUAGGCGUCUACACACACCCUUUUGGACUACAGUAUCUUCGGAUAUUUCUGGAGUAGAACGAGGGAACGAGAAUAUUUCCUUUUGUGAUUUCGCGCCUGGCACAUGGUACGAGCUCAAGAUUACAUCCAAUAAUGAUGCAGGAGAAACAACUGCCCAGUACAAUUUUGCAACCACUACCUUGACUGGCGUAAGGAUACCACCGCCUGAGUAUCCGACAGUCGAAAUUGCAAGUGAAGAAAACGCAUCUCAUGGAAAUGAUGACGUCCAAUGGAUCCAAACGUGUGUUGCUAUUAUUACCUUGGGUUCUGUGGCAGUCGCUGGGUUCCUCCUAAUUCGUUAUAAAAGAAUUUAUUGCUUUGCUAAUGCGAGAAGUAGUAUUAGUGAAUUAUCCAAUAAUACAAAUCCAAAGGAAGAAGCUGAAUACGUACGAAAUCAGCCGGUUUAUAGUUCAUCUCCAGUUAAAAUUAUUGAUAAAGAAGACAGUUCUGAAAUGUAUGAAAUAUCACCAUACGCCACCUUCAAUGACAACAACGAACGGAUAUUGAAAACAAGGUCCCGUGAUCGAACGCCAUCGUCUUUGGAUUAUUCACUGCACUUUAGAACAUUCGGACACCCUGAAAAUGAACUUAACGCAACAGCUUAUCCACUACUAGAGUCUACUAAUUUUGGCAAUGUCAAAGAAAAAACAAGUUGGCAUAAAAAGACUUAUAGCACAGGAGACUCUUCAAUAAAUAUGCCAAGCAGUUCUGGGUAUAAACAUUCUAGAUACGAUGACAAAUACAACUUUAGAAGCGGAAGCAAAACCCCAGCACCGAGUAAUAUUUCGGAGUCAGAUAGCAAUAGCCCUGUCAAUGAAUUUUCUAGAGCGCCUACAUUCAGAAUGCCAGAAAAAUCACCACGUUUCCAAAACAAUUUAUGAGAAUAAAUAGAGAUUUCAAACAAAAAAUUAAAUUACAACUUUUUGGAAAGAAACGAC
Armigeres subalbatus is the source of this 5888-nucleotide messenger RNA. Its product is annotated as cell adhesion molecule Dscam2-like. Gene Ontology annotation, biological process: neuron migration; cell-cell adhesion; axon guidance. The record is from RefSeq and is a predicted model, not a curated record. Gene Ontology annotation, cellular component: plasma membrane; axonal growth cone; cell surface. Lineage: Eukaryota; Metazoa; Arthropoda; Insecta; Diptera; Culicidae. Gene Ontology annotation, molecular function: protein binding.